AUCAUCGUGCUCUUGUUUUUCCUGUCCAUUUAAAAAAAUUUAUGAAAGAUAUGGACAAAAUGCCGAGAGGAGUUCAUGGAUUUUUGGUGUCAAAUUCUAUAUUUUCAGAUCAAGUGGUUGAAAUGAUUGGAAAACAAGAUAGAAUUUUUUUAACUAGUGAAAUGGAAAUUCCAAAAUUGAUCAAAGAAGUUGAGAAAACUAAUCAUGAAACUUUGAGAACAGAUUCUUAA
Molecule: messenger RNA, 230 nt
Organism: Racocetra persica
Lineage: Eukaryota; Fungi; Glomeromycota; Glomeromycetes; Diversisporales; Gigasporaceae
Source: the annotation of a GenBank genome assembly